CAACACUUUAUCGCUUCGCUGUAAGAGAAAAAAAAAACCGAAAAUGGAUACUUGGCUAUCCAUAAAGCACUCAUCAGAAGACGAACAAUCAAAAGGCCCAGCUCCACUACUUCUGCCGUUUUCUUCUCCGCCGCUCAUUCUGAAUUUCAUUCACAACACUCCAUUUUUCAGACAAGCUUCGAUUCCAAACCCCAACUUCCUCCCACUACUCGCGCAAACCUCGAACGUUGUUCGUGAAUUGCAAAAAUCUAUUGCUUGUAAUGUGGAUAAAUGUCUCGAGAUGCUGGUUAAUUUCAGGUCCCAGAAUUCGGUCCUUGAUAAAAUAAUGUCAUUUUCUUCUUAUCUUCAACAUGGCUGCCAGAUUCCAAUCAGGCACCGCCGGAAUAUGCCACUGCUGUCGGAUUCCAAUUUUGCCGCCAUAUUACCAGGCGAUGCAAUGGCUGGACUUGUGGUAGCAAAUGGGCUUUCGAAUUUCUUGAACAUAUACAACACUUUGUUGGUCGUAAGGCUCGUAUUGACUUGGUUCCCUAAUGCUCCUCCGCAAGUUGUCAGCCCCCUUAGCACAUUAUGUGAUCCGUACUUGAACAUAUUCCGAGGAUUAAUUCCACCACUCGGAGGACUGGAUCUAUCACCUGUACUAGCAUUUCUCGUUUUAAAUGCCUUCACAAGCACAGCUGCUGCACUGCCUGCUGAACUACCAUCGACGGAAGCAUCAAAAGAUAUGCCUUCUCGCUUUACUGCAUCACAGAACAAGUGGAUGACUAGGCUUUCUGCAAACAAGUCGAAGCGCCACACCGGUGAUCUUUAAGCUGUUUUUACCUCUUCCCCGUUUUGAUUUUUUUUUUAACUACCACUAUGAUCCAAGAUAUAUAAUAUUGCAUUCGUUUUGAAUA
This is a messenger RNA of Erythranthe guttata (spotted monkey flower), 893 nucleotides long. It is a transcript of the gene YLMG2, whose product is annotated as YGGT family protein. Lineage: Eukaryota; Viridiplantae; Streptophyta; Magnoliopsida; Lamiales; Phrymaceae. Gene Ontology annotation, cellular component: membrane. The record is from RefSeq and is a predicted model, not a curated record. Gene Ontology annotation, biological process: chloroplast fission.